CUGUGUCUGUGUGUGUGUCUUGGGGAAGCAGAGUCCGUCGGAAACGAUGCCUCCGCCAUCAGACAUCGUCAAAGUGGCCAUCGAGUGGCCAGGUGCUAAUGCUCAGCUCCUUGAAAUCGACCAGAAACGGCCCCUGGCAUCCAUCAUCAAGGAAGUUUGUGACGGGUGGUCCUUGCCCAACCCGGAGUACUAUACCCUGCGCUACGCGGACGGCCCCCAGCUCUACAUCACCGAGCAGACUCGCAGCGACAUUAAGAAUGGGACCAUCUUGCAACUGGCCAUCUCCCCGUCCCGGGCCGCACGCCAGCUGAUGGAGAGGACCCAGUCAUCCAACAUGGACACCCGACUGGACGCCAUGAAGGAGCUGGCCAAGCUCUCGGCAGACGUGACGUUCGCCACUGAGUUCAUCAACAUGGAAGGCAUCGUCGUGCUGACGCGGCUGGUGGAAAGUGGAACCAAACUCUUGUCCCACUACAGCGAGAUGCUGGCGUUCACCCUGACUGCCUUCCUGGAGCUCAUGGACCAUGGCAUCGUGUCCUGGGAUGUGGCGUCCGUCUCCUUCAUUAAGCAGAUUGCAGGCUACGUGAGCCAGCCCAUGGUGGACGUGUCCAUCCUUCAGCGGUCCCUGGCCAUCCUGGAGAGCAUGGUCCUGAACAGCCAGAGUCUGUACCAGAAGAUCGCCGAGGAGAUCACUGUGGGACAGCUCAUCUCUCACCUCCAGGUCUCCAACCAGGAGAUUCAGACCUACGCCAUUGCACUGAUUAACGCACUUUUUCUGAAGGCUCCUGAGGACAAGCGACAGGACAAGCUUCUUAACCCUCUAGACCUACCUGUCACUGACAUGGCCAAUGCGUUUGCGCAGAAGCACCUCCGGUCCAUAAUCCUUAAUCACGUGAUCCGAGGGAACCGCCCCAUUAAAACUGAGAUGGCCCAUCAGCUGUAUGUUCUCCAAGUCCUGACCUUUAACCUUUUGGAAGAAAGGAUGAUGACCAAGAUGGACCCCAAUGACCAGGCUCAGAGAGACAUUAUAUUUGAGCUGAGGAGGAUUGCAUUUGAUGCAGAAUCAGACCCUAGCAGUGUCCCUGGGAGUGGGACAGAAAAGCGCAAAGCCAUGUACACCAAGGACUACAAAAUGCUGGGGUUCACGAAUCACAUCAACCCAGCAAUGGACUUCACGCAGACGCCACCUGGAAUGCUGGCCUUAGACAACAUGCUGUACCUGGCUAAAGUCCACCAGGACACCUACAUCCGGAUCGUCCUGGAGAACAGCAGCCGCGAAGAUAAACACGAGUGCCCCUUCGGCCGCAGCGCCAUCGAGCUCACCAAGAUGCUCUGCGAGGUCCUGCAGGUCGGGGAGCUCCCAAAUGAGGGGCGCAACGACUACCACCCAAUGUUCUUCACGCACGACCGGGCGUUUGAGGAGCUCUUUGGCAUCUGCAUCCAGCUACUGAACAAGACCUGGAAGGAGAUGAGGGCCACAGCCGAGGACUUCAACAAGGUCAUGCAGGUGGUCCGCGAGCAGAUCACGCGGGCUCUGCCCUCCAAGCCCAACUCGCUGGAUCAGUUCAAGAGCAAACUGCGAAGCCUGAGCUACUCUGAGAUCCUGCGGCUGCGCCAGUCAGAGAGGAUGAGCCAGGACGACUUCCAGUCCCCGCCCAUCGUGGAGCUGAGGGAGAAGAUCCAGCCCGAGAUCCUUGAGCUGAUCAAGCAGCAGCGCCUGAACCGUCUGUGUGAGGGCAGCAGCUUCCGGAAAAUUGGGAACCGCCGGAGACAAGAACGCUUCUGGUAUUGCCGCUUGGCGCUAAACCACAAGGUCCUGCACUACGGUGACCUGGAUGACAACCCUCAAGGGGAGGUGACGUUUGAAUCCCUGCAGGAGAAAAUUCCUGUUGCAGACAUUAAGGCCAUUGUCACUGGGAAGGAUUGUCCCCACAUGAAGGAGAAGAGUGCCCUGAAGCAGAACAAGGAGGUGUUGGAGUUAGCUUUCUCCAUCCUGUAUGACCCUGAUGAGACCUUAAACUUCAUCGCGCCUAAUAAGUAUGAGUACUGCAUCUGGAUUGAUGGCCUCAGUGCCCUCCUAGGGAAGGACAUGUCCAGCGAGCUGACCAAGAGUGACCUGGACACCCUGCUGAGCAUGGAGAUGAAGCUGCGGCUGCUGGACCUGGAGAAUAUCCAGAUCCCGGAGGCCCCCCCGCCGGUGCCCAAGGAGCCCAGCAGCUAUGACUUCGUCUACCACUACGGUUGAGCCUGGAGCCAGAGACGGCAGUGCCCAGGACGGGACUUGGGCCAGGAGGAACACUCACAGUCUGGUGCCUUGCCCUUUGCUUGUACAGGAUCUGUAGUGACUGCAGUGGUCAGUGAGCGCCAGCCAUCCCGGCAGCCCACCUCGGACCACCGUGCUUCCUCUUGGUCCCUGCCCACCAGGAGUCACGAGGGCCCGAGCCCCCAUCACCUGGGGGCCGGCACCUCACCAUGAGGAACGGACAGGCGCUCCUGCCUUGCAGCCCGCGGGACUGCUUCUUGAGCUGGAUUUAACAGCAGCCACUCCCCUUUCUUCCCGAGCCUGCUCUCUGGUCAUCUGGACCCCACGGGGACAAGAGCUGGCCCAGAAAGGCCGCCUCAGAGGGCAGCGGCGCUGGCGUGUCGACAGCCUCCGAGACACUGCCUUGGGUGGCCCGGGUCUCCCGUCCGUGGGGGCCCUGGCCUGUCCUUGCUAGACUCCUCAUCUGCCUUUGUCGGCUUCGUGAAGGCUCACGGUGGCCUCACACAGUGCAGAUGCCGCUGCCGCUGCCGUGUGUGGCUCUCGCAGCUCUGGUCUCGACCCCACCAGGCCUGGCUGUCUGCGCAGCUGUGGGGCUGAGGGACACAUCUGCUACGUGCUUUCGGCUGUCUGCAAGUCGAAGGCCUUCAGGCUAAGUCCCGCCCCCUGAGGCUCAAGAACCUGCUGGCAGAGGCCAGAGGAGGCCUGUGGUGUGGGCUGGAUCCCACUGCCCGCACACGAGCUCUCUUCUGGGAGAGAGAUUCUGCCUCACCUGAGUUGUUGCCCCUGCAGUGUGCUUCCUCUGGCCUCCCAGACCUCAGGAAGUUUGCCUCCCUCUAUCCCUCCCAUCCCAGCGCUGGGGUUUCGCCACCGGCCGUGAUGCCAGGGAGCAGCCUUUCCUGGGCGCCACUCUUGCGAGCCACGCGCAGCCCCUCGCUCGGACAGACCACCGCGCCGCACGCGUCGGUACCGCCCGGCGAAGAGUGUGCUAUAUAUUUUCUCUACUCACACAGACCUGUAUAUAUAUUUAUAUAAGACCUCCUGUCCUUGGAUGGAGUGGUUAUGGGAAAAUAAACUUGGAGGCCCCUCCCAAAAGAUACUGUAAAAAGACAGUAACACUUCCCAUUGUGAGCCAAGAUUAUAAUCCGAGAAGGGCCAGGAGCUUCCUGUCAGUAACCCAGUUUUCAAUAAAUACUCUUUCACGUACA
This is a messenger RNA of Condylura cristata (star-nosed mole), 3468 nucleotides long. It is a transcript of the gene ELMO2, whose product is annotated as engulfment and cell motility 2. The coding region runs from base 47 to 2245 and encodes 732 amino acids. The transcript is spliced from 21 exons. Gene Ontology annotation, biological process: cell motility; actin filament organization. The record is from RefSeq and is a predicted model, not a curated record. NCBI's taxonomy places the organism in Eukaryota, Metazoa, Chordata, Mammalia, Eulipotyphla, Talpidae.